Messenger RNA from Oxyura jamaicensis (ruddy duck), 1997 nucleotides. RefSeq names its product phosphatidylinositol glycan anchor biosynthesis class T (gene PIGT). Bases 6 to 1745 code for a protein of 579 amino acids. Gene Ontology annotation, biological process: attachment of GPI anchor to protein. The record is from RefSeq and is a predicted model, not a curated record. The transcript is spliced from 13 exons. Lineage: Eukaryota; Metazoa; Chordata; Aves; Anseriformes; Anatidae. Gene Ontology annotation, cellular component: GPI-anchor transamidase complex.
CCGCCAUGAUGGCGGCGGUGCUGCUGCUGCUGGGGGCGGUGGGGCUGGGGGUGGCGGCGGCGGGGCCGGGGCCGGGGCCGGGGCCGGGGGCGGCGCUGCGGGAGGAGCUGCUGCUGCGGCCGCUGCCCGCGGGGGACGUGGCCGCCGCCUUCCAGUUCCGCACGCGGUGGGACGCCGACCUGCGGCGGGGGGCAGUCUCUCACUACAGGCUCUUCCCGAAGGCGCUGGGGCAGCUGGUGGCGGCGCAGGGCGUGCGGGAGCUGCACCUCGCCCUCACGCAGGGCUUCUGGCGCACCCAGAGCUGGGGGCAGCCGCCCCUGGGCGCCCCCGCCGGCGCCGAGCUCUGGGUCUGGUUCCAGGACUCCGUCCCCGAUGUUGACAAAGCCUGGAAAGAGCUGAGUAACAUCCUCUCGGGAAUCUUCUGCGCUUCCCUGAACUUCAUCGACUCCACCAACACGGUCACUCCGACAGCGUCCUUCAAACCCCUGGGCUUAGCCAACGGGACGGAUCACCGUCUGCUGCGCUACGCCGUCCUGCCCCGGGAGGUCGUCUGCACAGAGAACCUCACGCCCUGGAAGAAGCUGCUGCCGUGUGGCUCAAAGGCCGGUCUGGCCGUGCUGCUCAAGGCUGAGCGGCUGUUCCACAGCAGCUACCACUCGCAGGCCGUGCACAUCCGCCCCAUCUGCCGGGAUGCUUCCUGCCUGGCUGUUUCCUGGGAGCUCAGGCAGACCCUCACUGUGGUCUUUGACAGCUUUACCAGUGGCCAAGGAAAGAAAGACUGGUCCUUGUUUAAGAUGUUCUCUCGCACUCUUACUGACGCGUGUCCUCUGGCAUCGGAGAGCAAGGUCUACGUUGACAUCUCCCCUAAGAACAAGGAAAAAGAGUUACUGGAAGUGACCCCCACUCCAACAUCUGUACAUGAAGCUGUUGUCCAGGGAGACAAGAGAACCUAUGCCGUCUACGACCUGCUCAGCCCCUCACUUUUCAAUUCAUCCCGCAGCCUCAACGUGCAGCUGAAGUGGAAGCGGCCCCAAGACAGCCAGGAACUGUCAACACCCAUACUCCACGCUCAGCGCUACGUCAGUGGGUACGGGCUGCAGACCGGCGAAAUCAGCACUCUGAUCCACAACACUCACCCGUACCGGGCCUUCCCCGUCAUCCUGCUGGAGACUGUGCCGUGGUACCUGCGGCUCUACGUGCACACGCUGACUAUCAGCACUAAGGGGAAGGAGAACAAGCCGAGUUAUAUCCACUACCAGCCAGCCCAGGACCGCAAACGGCCUCACCUACUGGAAAUGCUGAUCCAGCUUCCAGCCAACUCUGUCACCAAGAUCACAAUCCAGUUUGAGAGAGCCUUACUGAAGUGGACAGAGUACACGCCUGACCCGAAUCACGGAUUUUACGUCAGUCCAUCCGUGCUUAGUGCCCUGGUGCCCAGCGUCAUUGCAAUGAAGGACGUGGACGUGGAGGAGAGCCCGCUCUUCGCCUCGCUCUUCCCCUCCUCCGAUGGCUCCAGCUACUUCGUGCGCCUCUACACGGAGCCGCUGCUGGUGAACUUACCGACGCCCGACUUCAGCAUGCCGUAUAACGUCAUCUGCCUGACCUGCACCGUGGUGGCAGUGUGCUACGGCUCCUUCUACAACCUGCUGACCAGGACCUUUCACGUGGAAGAGCCAAGCCGGGGAGGGCUGGCCAAGCGGCUGGCUAACAUCAUCCGUAAGUUCAGGGGCGUGCCGCCCCUCUGAGAGCAACCAGGGCCGCCGGCGCUGGACACAGGAGCAGAGCGCUGCUGCCUCCUGUCUUUGCUGCCUGCAUCUCUCCUGGGUCCUACAAGCUGAGAGAUUGCUUCCGUAAUUAAGAUGGAAAAGGGCUCUAGGUGCGGUAACUACUGAGUGGCAUUCACACAGGAUUAGGAAACGUGCAAGUCGUCUGUUUGGGUGAGGAGUAACGUAUUUACCAGGAACAAUGCCAGAAGUAAACUUGAGCUGUUUUGUACA